Molecule: messenger RNA, 1524 nt
Organism: Zymoseptoria tritici IPO323
Lineage: Eukaryota; Fungi; Ascomycota; Dothideomycetes; Mycosphaerellales; Mycosphaerellaceae
Exons: 1
Coding region: 1-1524 (507 amino acids)
Biological process (GO): peroxisome organization
Cellular component (GO): peroxisomal membrane
Source: RefSeq, a predicted model, not a curated record
AUGGACGACACCGACGGCGAACCCAUAUCCAACCGCGACGAGCCGAUCCCAGUUCUGCGCAUACCUUCUCGCGAUGACGAUCCAUACUCCGCGUCUGACGGCGAUUCCAAAGGCAAGAAGAGGGACAGAUUCAUGAGCCAUGCGAACAAAUUCAAGGACAAAGUCGAGGAAUACAGCACUCCCGAUGUCAGACAGAGUCUUCAAGACCGCAUGUUUGCGAGCAUCAUCUCGCAAAUCGUGGGCGAAGAGUAUGUCGAAGGAGACGGUGCGGACACACCGCCUGGGUCCAAGAAGAAAGACCGCAGGUCGAGGUCCUAUGUCGACCGACCGCAAUUCGGCCCUAGAAUUAUGGCCGCCAAUUUUCGACGGUUCAAUUCGAGGAUCGGAAUCGCGUUUGUGCUGCAGAACAGAUUGAUCAGAUUGUUCACCUGGAAGACACCUACGGCUACAUUAUCGUUUCUGGCGGUUUACUCUCUGCUCUGUCUCAAACCGCAUCUGCUGCCUCUGCUGCCGCUAGUCGGCGUUCUGUUCAGCAUCAUGGUUCCUUCUUUCCUGGCACGACACGCUACGCCAGCCGAUGACCCUCGAAUACAGCCUAGUCUUCAAGGACCGCCUACGGCACCUGCUAGUCGCGUCAAGCCCGCGCCAGACAUGAGCAACGACUUUUGGAGGAAUAUGAGAGAUCUGCAGAAUUGCAUGGAAGAUUUUUCUCGAAUCCACGAUGCUGCCAAUGAGUACAUCACGCCAUAUACGAACUUCAGCGACGAGGCGUUUAGCUCUUCGAUCUAUCUGUCGUUGCUGGCGUUGAGCUGUGCGGCCUUCUUGGGAAGCCACAUCGUGCCGUGGAGGUUCGUUGCACUGCUUGGGGGCUGGCUGGCCACAGGAGCUGGACAUCCAACAGCGCAAGAUGUGCUGUUGUCCUCGCGAAACCUAAGUCAGCUCCGCCAGCAGCUCGAAGGUCUGCAAAUGGCCUUUCGCCACUGGGUGGACACCGACGUUGUUCUGGACGAGCCUGCCGAACUGCGUCAGGUGGAGAUUUUUGAGCUGCAAAGGCAUCACGACGACAGCGAUACCUGGGAACCUUGGCUUUUCUCUCCAUCUCCGCAUGAUCCGCUCAGCCCUGCGCGACUGUCUGAAACUCGCCCAAAGGGCACGCAGUUCUUCGAAGAUGUCCAGUCGCCAGCGGGAUGGACAUGGAAAGAGAAGAAGUGGGCCCUGGACCUGUUCAGCCGCGAAUGGGUGGAACAGCGUAUGAUCACCGGCGUGGAAAUCGAAACAGAAGGUGAACGAUGGGUGUACGAUAUCCCGCCGGAGGAAGCGGAGGAGCUGAUGGACCUUCCGCCAAGCAUGCGGGCCAAAAAGUUGGCCAUCCAGCGAGUACGAAGUGUACCAAAGAGCGGAUGGGAGGAAGGCACUGGACUUGAGCCACGUGGUGAGUGGCGACGCCGCAGAUGGACGAGGCUAGUAGAAAGAAAGCUCGAUAUCGGCACGGAAGGCAUGGUAUGGAUCGCUCGAGGCGGAUAG